AUGCAGCUAGAGAGUACCUUCAGCAGAGAGAGGUCACAAGCUAACGAAGCUAGARUGCCUGGCGUAGCAGAGAGCACUCCCAUUGGUCUUUGGCUGUACUUUUGCAGUUCCUUUGAGCUAUAUUUGACGCUGCGUGCCCUGUUGGGGCUUGUCUCCGUCUCUGUGACCUAUUCGGGCCUCAUUCUGGCAAUCGAAUAUGUGGAUGGCAAGUGGCGGACAAUAGCCGGCAUGUACAACCUAUUCCCACUGCCAAUAUCGUAUAUGAUAAUAUCUGGAUUGGCCUAUUUGACGCAAGACUAUCAACGUUUGCAGCUGUGCAUUGGUCUCCCAGGCAUUUUCCUCUGUUUUCUCUGGUUUGUGGUGCCGGAAUCACCGCGUUGGCUGCUGGUCAAGGGUCGCAUUGAGGAAGUGAAACGCAUCAUUGAAGCUGCGGCCGUUUUCAAUGGACGCCAGCUGCCCCCGGACUAUCAGCUGACGCCACCUACGCAGGAGAGCAGCUCACAAGACGUCACGUAUCUGUUCCGGUCCAGCUACUUGAGGCGCAUCUCCAUUUGUUUUCUGUGCAUUUGGUUCACCAUGAACCUGGUCUACUACGGCAUUAUCUUGAAUAUGAGCUCGUUCGGAGGCAAUGUCUACUUGAAUUCGGCGCUAGCUGGCCUAGUCGAAAUACCUGCCAUUGCGGUGGCCAUGUACAUUAUCACCAAGGUGGGCAAAAAAUGGCUCUUUUGUGCCACCCUGUUCUGUGCCGGCGUCGCUUGUUGCUGUGCUGCGAUCACUGAGGGACGCGAGGACAUGCUCUGGCUGAAGAUCACAUUCCUGAUGAUGGGCAAGUUUACGAUCAGCGCUGGCAAUACCAUCAUGCCGGUUUACACCGCUGAACUGUAUCCCACGCCCAUACGCAAUGUGGGAGUGGGCGCUUGCAACAUUGCUGCUGGAUUGGCGCUCAUAUUAACGCCCUACUUAUCGCUACUGAACAAAAUCGAAGGCCACCUGCUAAUGACGCUGCUCACCGCUUGGAGCAUUUUUGGCGGCUUUGUGGUGCUCUUUCUGCCGGAGACAGCGGUGCGAAAAAAUGCACCGUCCGCAACAAAUCGCCAGAAUGCAGCUAAGCAGGUGUAAUAAAUUAUAGAGACGUUGCUCUAAUACGUCACACCGUACUCCCAAUACUCCUGUCACCUAAGAAAUAUUUUGGCUGGUCCAAAGUAUGUAAAUGAGCACACAGGCUACCAGAGAACUACUUAAUAUCAAGCAGUACCCACUUGAAUCGCUGCCCAGCCCCGAUUUGACAUAUCCACCGCCUCAGCCACCGCCACCUUCUACUAACCAAGAACUCAAGUAAAUAAAAUAGCGCAAUUAAUCGAAUGUCCACGGAAUGCCAUAAGUCUAAAAGUCAGGCAGGACCUUAUUUGCGUAGCAAGUAGUGAGUAUUUAAAAUUGAAAUAAUAUAUUAAAACAAAAAUGUUAUUCGUAAUGUAAUAAUGGCUUUUAGCUUAUAAUAGUCUAAGAGUAAAUAAAUAAAUCUUGUUAACGAUGUCACAAUUCGGAGUAGGUCAAUCUCUUCGGUAUCAUCGAAGAUGUACAAAUUUCACAUAAAUAUAAUACAACAGGAACUU
Molecule: messenger RNA, 1613 nt
Organism: Drosophila arizonae
Lineage: Eukaryota; Metazoa; Arthropoda; Insecta; Diptera; Drosophilidae
Product: organic cation transporter protein
Biological process (GO): transmembrane transport
Cellular component (GO): membrane
Molecular function (GO): transmembrane transporter activity
Source: RefSeq, a predicted model, not a curated record